AUGGAGCUGAAAAAGUCAGCACUACAAAACAAGAUGUGUUGGCAAGUCAUUCCAACCAUGUUUGUGCUGAUGGACUUCCUUCAGAUGGCAGCUGCCCAUUGCAUGGUCCAUCCAGUUCCUCCCAGGAAUUUCACACUGCCCUGUGUGCUGCUGAAUGAGACCUUUUUGAGCCCUUUCUCAGCUGGGAGCUGGUCUGGUUUGAGGAGAGAACUUGGAGCACCCAAAUUUAAACCUUUAAUGAAUGAAGAAAAUUUUCUGUGCUGCCUUUGGAGUGCCAGCAACAUUGAUUGUUCUUUGUACAGAGCAAGCAUGCAGGCAAGGAAGUUUAUUCCUUCAGAAAUAAAUCUCUCUGCUCCUCAGAAAAUAGACUGGAGCUGGAACAUAGAAUGUUGGAUUAGAGGCAGGCUGGACCUGUUGGUUUGUAACCUGCAGCUUUUGAAGCUGGACCUGAGAGCUGACCUGAAGGUGAAUCUUUUAUACUCUGGGUCAGAGCUGUCCCUGGGGGCUGCAUCCACGAGCUCUCUGCAGGGCUCAGUGAGGGUGGCUCCGUGUGACUGCAGGGACCAGGCCACCUGCCAGUGCCUGGUGGCCACCCCGAGCCUCAACCACACCUACCUGCUGUGGCUGGAGAUGGUGGCAGCUGGCACAGCCCUGGGGACACCGCUGAUGGCCCUGCAGCCCACGGACAUUGUGAAGCCUGAGGCCCCGGUGAAGCUGCACCUGGAGCUGGCUGAGAGGGGCCAGGUGAAGCUCUGCUGGUCCAGCCCUGCCCCGCUGCCCUUCCCUCUGCAGCACCAAGUGAGGAUCUCUGCUCCUCCGGGACACGGGGACAGCCAGAUGCUUCAGGUUGCCCUGGAAAGCUCUGUGGCCGUGGACAAUGCCCUGCUGGACUCUCCGUCCUCAGUGCAAGUGAGGAGCAGGAAUCUCCGUGGUCCAGGCUUCUGGAGUGACUGGAGCACACCCUACAACCUCACUUUGGGAGCUCCAGUGCUGUACUUCCCCGCCCGGAGCCUGAGCCGCGCUGGCUCCAGCCCGUCCUUCCUGUGCCUCUUCAGGAACGUGUCGCGGGCGGUGGCGGCCCGGGAGCUGGUGUGGUGGCUGAACCUGGCCGAGCCCGUGCCCGCCAGCCAGUACUCCGUGCUGGGCAGCCGUGUCAGCAGGGUGACCCUGCCCAACGUGAGAGCCACCCGGCCCAGGGGGAGCUUCCUCUACAGCGCCCUGUACUGCUGCCACCGCGGCGGGCAGUGCCACCACGGCUACGCCGAGUUCUACGUAGUAGACAUGGAUUUUAAUAUCUCCUGUGAGACUGAUGGAUACCUGACUAAAAUGACUUGCAGGUGGUCUGCAAACCCAACCACCUUGCUCCUGGGGACUCUGCAGUUAAGAUAUCACAGGAGCCAGAUUUACUGCUCUGACUUUCCAAGGCCGUCUCCAGACUCAGAGGUGAAAGAAUGCCUUUUGCAGAGGAACCAUUCCUACGAGUGCACAUUCCAGCCCAUUUUCCUCUUGUCUGGAUAUACCCUGUGGAUAGAGUUUAAACACUUCCUGGGAACCCUGGAAUCCUCCCCAGUUUGUGUCAUCCCAGCAGAUGUGGUGAAGCCUCUGCCCCCUUCCAAUGUGGGAGCUGAACUCACCAGGAACGCGGGGCUGCUGAACGUGAGCUGGACCCCGCCUGUCUUUGCCAGCAGGGAUCUGACAUUCCAGAUCCGCUGGAAUUCAGGGAGCAGGGAGGAGAGUCCAUGGCAGCUCUAUGAAGUCCCACAGCCCGCAGGCAGCUGGGCUGUGAUCCAGGUGGAGCAGCUUUGUGUGGAGUACGUGGUGCAGGUGCGCUGCAGGGAGCUGGAAGGAUCCGGGUACUGGAGCGACUGGAGCACAGCAGCCCAAACCCUCCUUCAGGACAUCAGAGCUCCCUUGCGAGGCCCGGAAUUUUGGAGGAUCGUUUCUGAGGAUCCAGCAAGGAAGCAGAGGAAUGUUACACUCCUGUGGAAGCCCCUGAUGCAGAGUGACUCGUUGUGCAGCGUGAGCAGAUACAUCAUAAAGCACCAGACCCCAGGGAACACCUCCUGGGAGGAGUUUGUGGAUCAUGGCACCAGCUGGACUUUCCCAUGGAUGGAGCCAACCCACACCAUCACCAUCUUAGCCAUGAACUCAGUUGGAAUUUCUGCAAUUAAUUCCGACUUAACUCUAUCCCAGCAAAUGAGCACAGUGGAUGCUGUGCAAUCCCUGAGUGCUUACCUGGUGAACAGCACCUGUGUGGUUCUGGUUUGGAGUCUCUCCCCCCAAAUCCCUGGGAUAAAAUCCUUUGUGAUUGAGUGGAGGAACCUGAACAAAGAGGAGCAGGUGAAAUGGCUGCGAGUUCCUCCAAAUCUCAGGAAAUAUUUCAUUUAUGAUCACUUUAUCCUGAUUGAGAAGUACCAGUUCAGCCUCUACCCUGUGUUUGCUGGAGGAGUUGGCAAAGCCAGAGCCACGGAUCAGUUUGCCAAAGGGGGAUUUGAACCUGGGAAUACUGGCAGCCUCCACGUGGUUCUUCCCAUUGUUUUCUCCACCUCAGUUCUGCUGCUGGGAGCGUUGCUGGUUUCACACCAAAGGAUGAAGAAGCUGCUCUGGGAGGAUGUUCCCAAUCCCAAGAACUGCUCAUGGGCACAAGGAGUUAAUUUCCAGCAGCCUGAGACUCUGGAGCAUCUCUUUGCCAAGCACCCCGAGCCAAUGUCAUGUGAGCCCCUUCUCCUGGAGGCAGAGAUGGUGCUGGAAGACAUCAGCAUCACCAAAACCUCGGGAAAAGAAGAGCCAGGGGAUUUUUUAGGAAUCGACUCCACGUUUCCAAGCCCCCAGGACUCGGAAUGUGACUCGGCGUGCUCCAGCAGCCACUUCCAGAGCAGCAGCUUCUGCAGGAGCUGCCAGGAUGGAGAAGGCACGGCUCAGGGUGACCUCAGAUACGCCGCUGUCAUCAGCAGCUGCCCCUCCAGCGGGCUGUGCCGACGGAAAAGCAGCCCGAGGAGCUCUUUGGAUAGCUGCUUCCCAGGGGAGCAUUCCAUCGUUCUGGGGGCCUUCUCCAGUGGUGCUUGGGAGGUUGGGAGUGGGGCAGUGCUGGUGCUCCCUGGCUCCCAGCCCAGCAGGGCUCUGUCCCUGGUGUCCUCGGAGGGGUUCUCGGAGCCUCUGGACGAGGCUUUCCCAGGCAGCGCCGAGCGGAGCCUGUGUUACCUCGGGAUAACAGCCCUGGACAAAGGACACAGGGACAUUCUCCUGGCAGACAGCUCCAGGGGCACGUGGCAGCCCCAGAGCACGGAUCUGCUCACGGAGGGGGAGGUUCUCCAGCACAUCCCAAGCAGUGUCAAGGAGUUUAUCCCAAGCAGCCUCAAGCCUAAAGGCGCCGUUCCCUAUGUUCCGCAGUUCCGGAUGGCUACAGCCAAAGGGCAGGAGAAAAAGUGACAGAAUCACCCCAAAAUUCAAUAUUCUUGAAGUUUUUCCAGGUGUUGAUGCAUUCUCCCAUUUCCCCUCUCUUUAUUUACCCAGCUUGUUCUGGUUUUAGGCUUCACCUGGAGCCCCCAAGGGUGACAGAGCUGAUCCGUGGC
Messenger RNA from Pyrgilauda ruficollis (rufous-necked snowfinch), 3572 nucleotides. RefSeq names its product leptin receptor (gene LEPR). Gene Ontology annotation, molecular function: cytokine receptor activity; protein binding. The record is from RefSeq and is a predicted model, not a curated record. Gene Ontology annotation, cellular component: external side of plasma membrane; membrane. NCBI's taxonomy places the organism in Eukaryota, Metazoa, Chordata, Aves, Passeriformes, Passeridae. Gene Ontology annotation, biological process: cytokine-mediated signaling pathway. The coding region runs from base 1 to 3429 and encodes 1142 amino acids. The transcript is spliced from 19 exons.